UUUGAAUGUGAAUAGGCGCGGGAAAUCUGAAAGGAGCUGCGUGGGGUCGGAGAGUUGUGCGCUAUAAUCUCCAAUAAUACACCAAGAUCAACACUGCAGCCAUGGGCAAGGAGCAAAAUGUCAACAAAAUCGAUGACUUUGUCAAACUGGAGAAGAUUGGAGAGGGAACGUACGGCGUGGUCUACAAGGCCCAGCACAAGACGACUGGCCAGAUCGUGGCCAUGAAGAAGAUCCGGCUGGAGACUGAGGAGGAGGGCGUGCCGUCCACCGCCAUCCGCGAGAUCUCGCUGCUGCGGGAGCUUGUCCACCCCAACAUCGUCAGCCUGGAGGACGUGCUGAUGCAGGAGAAGAAACUGUAUCUGGUGUUCGAGUUCCUCUCGAUGGACCUGAAGAAGUACAUGGACUCGCUGGGCAGCAAGCAAAUGGAUCGGCAGCUUGUCAAGUCCUACACGUACCAGAUCACACAGGGCAUCCUGUUCUGUCACCAGCGGCGCAUCCUGCACCGUGACCUGAAGCCGCAGAACCUGCUGAUCGACCGCGACGGCGUCAUCAAGAUCGCCGACUUCGGGCUGGCCAGGGCCUUCGGCGUGCCCGUCCGGGUGUACACGCACGAGGUGGUGACGCUCUGGUACCGCGCCCCGGAGGUACUGCUCGGCUCGCCCCGCUACUCCUGCCCCGUGGACAUCUGGUCCAUAGGCACCAUCACGGCCGAGAUGAUCAACAAGCGGCCGCUCUUCCACGGCGACUCGGAGAUCGACCAGCUGUUCCGGAUAUUCCGGACCCUGAAGACCCCCACUGAGGAGAUCUGGCCCGGCGUCAGCGAGAUGCCCGACUACAAGUCCAGCUUCCCCAACUGGACGGAGAACCAGCUGGCCGACAGCGUCAAGGGCAUCUGCCCGGAGGGCCUUAACCUGCUGCAGGAGACGCUGGUGUACGACCCGGCGAAGCGGAUCUCCGCGAGAGCCAUGCUGAAGCACCCCUACUUCAACGACCUGGACAAAACGUCGCUGCCCGCCGACAACUGCUGAGCGGGUCGUGUUGCGCU
This is a messenger RNA of Pollicipes pollicipes, 1045 nucleotides long. RefSeq names its product cyclin-dependent kinase 1. Gene Ontology annotation, biological process: protein phosphorylation; G2/M transition of mitotic cell cycle; mitotic G2 DNA damage checkpoint signaling. Gene Ontology annotation, molecular function: cyclin-dependent protein serine/threonine kinase activity; ATP binding. The record is from RefSeq and is a predicted model, not a curated record. Gene Ontology annotation, cellular component: nucleus. Bases 102 to 1028 code for a protein of 308 amino acids. The transcript has 9 exons. Lineage: Eukaryota; Metazoa; Arthropoda; Thecostraca; Pollicipedomorpha; Pollicipedidae.